Messenger RNA from Solea solea (common sole), 1379 nucleotides. RefSeq names its product activating signal cointegrator 1 complex subunit 1 (gene ascc1). Lineage: Eukaryota; Metazoa; Chordata; Actinopteri; Pleuronectiformes; Soleidae. Gene Ontology annotation, cellular component: nucleus. Gene Ontology annotation, molecular function: RNA binding. The record is from RefSeq and is a predicted model, not a curated record. The coding region runs from base 120 to 1184 and encodes 354 amino acids. Gene Ontology annotation, biological process: regulation of DNA-templated transcription; DNA alkylation repair. The transcript has 10 exons.
GAGAUUUCAAAGAAGAAGAAAAAAAAGCUACCAACUCACCAGGCUAAAUUAGCAGACAGCUAUAUAGUUUAUCACUGUCUUUUUCACUUAUCUUUAGCCAACGUUGUCACGUUUUCAUCAUGGAAGUUUUACGCCCGUCUCUCAUCAAUAUAAAUGGAAGAAUAUAUCGCAAAAAUACCAUAAAGGAGGAACAAUAUGAGGAAGAAGAGGAGUUCUCCUAUAUGGGACCACCAGAGAGUGAAGAGCUUGUGGAAGACGAAACCUGUGACAGCUACAUCAUCCAAGAGACUGAUAAAGGAUAUCGUUGUGCCAUUGAUGUUCCAAGUGUUCUUUACAAAUAUAUCAUUGGGAAAAAGGGAGAGACACGUAGACGCUUAGAGAUGGACACAAAGACAUCAAUAAACAUCCCCAAACAGGGAGUGGAAGGACAGAUUGUUAUCACAGGCUCCCACAAAGCUGCAGUGUCAUCUGCACUCACACGAGUUGAGGUCCUUGUUGACAGUUUCCGGAGAAAGCAGCCUUUCACACACUUCCUGUCAUUUCCUCUGAAUGAUCCCAAAAUCCAAGAAGGAUUCCUGAAAUUUAAAGAUCAGGUGCUACAGCAGUGUUCACAGGAUCAUGGAGUAGAGGGGAGCAUCUUUCAGAACCCUGCAAAGCUUCACCUGACAAUUGGCACCUUGUCUUUGUUAAAUGAGAUGGAAGUGAGAAAAGCAUGUGAGCAACUCCAAGAAUGUCAGACCUUCAUCAGGGACAUCGCGGGUGGAAAACCUCUGCCGUUAGAGGUGAUGGGUAUAGAGUACAUGAAUGACGACCCAGCCAUGGUGGAUGUCUUGUACGCUAAAGUCAACGUGAAAGACAGAUCUGACAAGUUGCAGGUUAUUGCAGACCAGCUGGUGGAGCACUUUGUGUCAGUGGGGCUGAUGGUCAGAGAGUGGGACAGAGUGAAGCUGCAUGGCACUGUGAUGAACACUCUGUUCAGAAAGGACUCCACAGUUGAAGACACGGGCGGUGCAGGAAGACACACUGUGAGCGACAGAGAGGCUUUUGAUGCCAGGAACAUAUUGAAGAAAUUUGGUGCUUACGGUUUUGGAGAGUUUGAGCUGAAAAAUGUGCUGCUGUCCCAGAGAUACUCGACAGACUGUACAGGCUACUACUCCUCUGCAGGGAGCGUCAGCUUCUCAUAAGCUGCUGCAGUGUUCAGGUCAUCCCAUGAAGACGAUAGUGGAGCAGAACGUGUUGGCUGAUGAAGAGGCUUGCAGCUGACGGUGAAGCUCUGCGGGGAAACAUGAGGAAGUGCCUUUGUGUUGUGUUCUUGUGGGUGACAGCUGGUGGUACACGUGUACAUUCUGUGUAAAUAUGACAGGAAUAAAUAUAUUUGG